This is a messenger RNA of Boleophthalmus pectinirostris (great blue-spotted mudskipper), 2220 nucleotides long. It is a transcript of the gene aven, whose product is annotated as apoptosis, caspase activation inhibitor. Gene Ontology annotation, biological process: negative regulation of G2/M transition of mitotic cell cycle. The transcript is spliced from 6 exons. Lineage: Eukaryota; Metazoa; Chordata; Actinopteri; Gobiiformes; Gobiidae. The record is from RefSeq and is a predicted model, not a curated record. Bases 24 to 974 code for a protein of 316 amino acids.
GGGUAAAGUUGACAACAACAGUGAUGGAAGUCAGACCGAGCCGAGGCAGAGGAGGCGGCGGGAAAAGAGGCGGCCGCGGCGGGCAUGACGGUGACAGUCACGGCGGAGAGUACCGGGGCCGCGGCCGAUCCGGGUACCACCGCAGCCGGGGCAAGAGAGACCAUUACCGCGGCCGGGGAAGAGGAGGAGGAGGCGGGCAGGGAGCAGACUUCAGCCGCCGGGACCAGGAUGACGGGGACUUUGGCGGCGAUGAUCAUGUGGCCCAGUCGUUCUCCAAGAGGAAGCUGGAGUCCAACUGGAACAGAUACGAAGACUCCGAGGCACAGGAAGUGGACGAGGACAUGCCCGCGCAGAGAGGGACGGACUACAGUGAGCUAAUACAGUCAGCAGGGGAUUCCUUCACACAGUUUCGAUUUUCUGAAGAGAAGGACUGGGACAUGGACUCAUUUGUGGCCGGUCAGGUGGGUGCGUUGGUGGACCUGUCGGCUUUGGCUCAGCGCUUGGUCCAAGUGCCGCUGCACGACCGACUGCAGCUGGAGGCCGAACUCGUCCAGAUCUCCACUCCGAUCGAGCUCCCGUCUCAUUUUCCUCCCAAACCGGAUGUGUCCAAGCCUCCGUCAGCUGUACCCAGAGCCCCCGCCGCCCUGCCCACUGUCACCACCCCUGCCCCUGCCCCUCCUAAAGCGCCGAUGCCCCCUGUCCCGUCACCAGCGGAGGGCGUGGACGAAGAUCUGGAGGAGCUGCUGUCUUUACACAAACCGGAGGAUACUCAAGAGAACCAGAUGGAUUUAGGACAAGAGACGCCUACAACAGACAAAGCGUCGGAGGAAGUGAGGAGGGAUGCACCGGAGGCGGCAGGAGACAAAGACAAGAUGGCGGAGGAAGUGUCAGACAAACACGUCAGCGCGGCGUCUGCGAAGAAGGAGCUGACGGAGGAGGACCUGGAGGACUGGCUGGACAGCAUGAUCUCCUGACCCUGAGCACGGAAGCGCCACAAGGACAGAGCGAACAAAAGCAGCGCCGCGGUCGGAGGAGAAAGAGACGGGAAGAUCUGAGAUGUUCCGACGGAUCGACAAGGACAGAACAAUCUUUGUGUCAUUCGUUUUUCAUUAUAAGACCAAAAAUAAGACUAAACUAUUAAAACUAAUAAACUAAUAAAACUGUUUUUUUCAUUAUUUGUCUCCAAAGCCAAAAUAAAAAACAGAUAAUGAUUCGUUUUUUCAGUUUUCGAUUUUGUGUUUAAAAGAAGAAUGGAAAAAACGGAUAACGGACGUGAUUUGAGACGUUUCUGUGAUUUAAACUGCGAUGUCAGACUGAACCAGGACUAAACCAGGUCCAGGACCAGACCGGAGUCAGACCGGGACUGAGACUAGGAUUUAGACUGGGACCAGACCGGGACUAGGACUGGGACCACACCAGAACUGAGACCGGGACCAGACAGGGACUGAGACCAGGACUGAGGCUGGGACCGAGACCAGAACUGAGACCAGGAACAAGGACCAGGACUGAGACCGGGACUGAGACUGGGACCAAAACUGAGACCAGGACUGAGACCAGGACCAGACUGGGACUGAGACCAGGACUGAGUCUGGGACCAGACCGCGACUGAGACCAGAACUGAGACCAGGACUAAGAUCAGGAACAGGACUGGGACUGAGACCGGGACUGAGAGUGGGACCAGACCAGGACUAAGACCAGGAUCUGAGACCGGGACUAGACCAGAACUGAGACCAGGACCAGACCAGGAUUGAGACCGGGAACAGGACCAGGACUGAGACCAAGACAGACCGGGACCAGACUGGGACUGAGACCAGGACUGAGACUGGGACUCAGACCGGGACCAGACCAGGACUGAAAACGGUUUAGUCCUGGUUUAGUCCUGUUUCAGUCCUGAUUCAGUCCGUAUGUGGUGCAAAAGUCCAGCAUCUCAGUUUAAGUCAGGGAAACGGGAAAAGGACGUUUUUUUCCAUUAUUCAUUUAAACACAAAACCGAAAAUUGAAAAACCGAAUUGUUAUCCAUUUUUAAAUUUUGGUUUUGGAGAAAAUCGUUGUGUUUUUUGUUAUUUUGAAAAACAAAUGAACGAAUGACACACACACGGAUUCAGGACAUUUUCUCAAAGUGUCAAAAUGUUCCCGGUGUUUUUGAGAUUUGAUGUUUGAAUUGUGUGUUCCUUGUUGAAUGAUGUUUCACAAACCAGACUAAAACAUGCCAACACAGCA